Molecule: messenger RNA, 1272 nt
Organism: Arachis ipaensis
Lineage: Eukaryota; Viridiplantae; Streptophyta; Magnoliopsida; Fabales; Fabaceae
Source: RefSeq, a predicted model, not a curated record
AUGGAUAAUACUAUUGUUCUCUUCACACUAAGCUUUCUUCUUGUAUCUUCAAAUGGCAUCAUGUCACAGCAGAAUUAUUCAGGAAACUCAGUACUAAGUUGCAGCAACAACGACGCAGAGGGUCCUUCUUCAGAUUUCCUAUACACCUGCAAUGGAUUCCAAAAAUCUUGCUUAACCUUUCUCAUAUUCAAAUCCCAAACUCCUCACAACACCAUUGCCACAAUCUCCAACCUCACUUCCUCAAACCCAGAGGACCUUGCAAGGUUCAACAACGCCACUCAUUCCACACUGUUCCGAACCGGCAAAGAAGUCAUUGUCCCUCUCAAUUGUUUUUGUCCAACCAGAGAACAUGAUGAUGAUUAUGAUGAGUACUAUCAAGCCCAAACCACAUACGUUCUGCCAAAAGAUCCAACAUAUUUUAUAACAGCAACUGAUACCUUUCAGGGAUUAACCACGUGCGAUUCUCUCCAGCGUUACAAUCCUUAUGGGGUUCUUGAUUUGCAUCCUGGCAUGGUGUUGCACGUGCCCCUCAGAUGUGCUUGUCCGACGGCGCGUCAAGCCGGUAGCGGCACCAAGUCUUUGCUGACCUACUCGGUUAAUUGGGGUGAUAACGUCUCUAAUAUCGCAACACGGUUCCAUGUCAACGCAAGUAGUAUGGUUGAUGCCAAUGGUUUAUCCUCAGAAAAUGAAAUGCUCUAUCCAUUCACAAUUGUCCUGAUUCUAUUAACAAGUGAACCCAACAGCACAAUAACCAAAGUUCAAAAUGGUCAACCACCUUCUCCAACUACUCUUUACACUGUAAGAAAGGAUAAGACAAAGACAAAAAGAAAAAGAAUCAUAGUUGCUCUUACUUCCUCUGCAAGCUUCUUGUUUUUUCUGUUUGUCGUUUUAUCUCUCGUGUUUGUGCGUAGAAAGAGAUUAGAAAUUUUCUUCAGGGGAGAUAGAAGAGGCAGAACAAAGCAAGUGUUUUCAGAACAAAUACGUGAAGGGUUAGCAAGCAUUGAGCUUCUUUCCAAAGUGUACAAGUUUGAUGAAAUUAAAGAAGCACAUGAGAAUUUCAGUGCAAGCAACAGAACCAAAGGCUCUGUCUACCCUGGGGUAUUUGGUAAGGAGAGGGAAACCAUGGCGAUCAAGAAGAUGAAUUUCGGUGCCUCUAAGGAAGUGAAUUUGUUAGGAAGGAUCAAUCAAUUCAACCUGAUAAAGCUGGAAGGUUACUGGGAAAAAGAUGGAUCCUUCUAUCUUGUUUUUGAGUACAUGGAAAAUGGUUGUUGA